UCAGACGGAGCGAGCAGGAAAAGCCAAAAACCUCUCUCCUCACAUCACUCUCCCUGCUGCUUGCUGCCUCGUGCCUCCCCUCCACUCUCCACUGUCCACUCUCCCAGUCGGCCAGUCCCCACCAGCACCGCGCAACGCACAGAUCGCUCGCUCGCUCACGCCAAGGCCACCGUGCCGCGCCGAAUCCAAAUCGAGUCGAGCAAGCAAGCAAGGAGCGCACGCAUCUAGGCUAGGCGAGCAGCCGAGCAUCAAGGUAGGAGGAGGAGGAGGAGGAGGCGCCGCGGGCGGCGGUGGAAUGGGAGGGCCCCUCGGCGCGAUCAUCGGCCGCUACCCGUCGGCGGCCGGCGGCGACGAGCAGCUGGGAGGCGGCGCCAGCGGCGGCAUUAUACGCCACGACCGCAGGUGCCGCGACAUCGCCUUCCUCGUGCUCUUCGCCGCCUUCUGGGUCGCCAUGAUUGUCAACUCCAGCUUCGGCUUCAACCAGGGCAACCCGCUCAGGCUGACUUAUGAACUGGACUACAAAGGGAACAUCUGUGGCGACAAGCAUGGCAGCCCAAAUUUGCAGGAGCUGGAUGUUAGAUACUGGAUGAAUCCGAACCAAGUCUACCAAAGUGGACUCAAGGACAGCAAGGUUAACCUGGCUGAUGCCAAAGCCAUCUGCCUGAUGGAGUGCCCAAAUCCAGCUGUAGAUGGAUUGAACUUUAUUUGUGAUUAUCCAGAAGGGGACAUCCACCUCUCUGUUGAUGACUGGAUCAAUAGGGACUAUGACUAUUUUGAGUUUCUCACACCAGACAUGAGGAAUAGCUCACUUCAACUCCAGGGUCCAUGCUACCCUAUCAUAUUCCCAACUGUUAAUGUCUAUUGGAGCUGCCAAUUUAUUGCACGAGCAUCCAAUGUCUCUUUGAAGCACUGGCAUGAGAUGGGUGGUGUCAGCAUUGAUGAAAAUAUCCUCAUUGAUAAAACAGUGCACAAGGCCAUUGAUUCUAGAUCUGCUGUAUUAAAGAGAUAUAUUGCAGACAUUGGGAAGUCCUGGCCUGUGUUCAUCGUUUGUGGUGGAAUCCUCCCUGUUUUCCUGUCAGUGAUCUGGUUGCUUAUGAUUCGUUAUUUCGUUGCUGCUAUGACUUGGAUAACAGUAGUCCUCUUCAAUGCCCUUGUUAUAUCUGUAACGAUGUUCUUUUACAUCAAAGCUGGCUGGAUAGGCAAUGACCCCUUAACUGUUGUCAUUGGUGAAAGUGACCCAUAUGUUCACAUAAGUGGGCGGGAAAUAAGUCACCUUCAUACUGUUACAAUCCUAAUGACAGCAGUAAUGAUCAUUGCUUUCCUAUCCUCAAUAGCUAUUGUCCGCCGUAUACUGAUAGCAACACCUGUCUUAAAGGUUGCUGCAAAGGUCAUUGGUGAAGUUCAGGCACUGAUAGCUUUUCCACUUUUGCCGUGGCUGAUCCUUUCCAUCUUUUAUAUGUUCUGGUUUUCUGCUACACUCCAUCUCUUCAGCUCUGGUCAAGUUGUCCGAAAUGAUUGCAAUACUGAUUGUUGUUCGUAUGAUCUGAAGCUGGGGAAAGUAAAUUGUGACAACUGUUGUGGGUACAACAUCCAUUACACCCCUCAUAUCAGCAUUGCCAUUCUAUUCCACUUGUUUGGUUGCUACUGGGCGACUCAAUUCAUUCUCGCAUGCUCUUCAACUGUGGUUGCGGGAUCAGUUGCUUCGUACUACUGGGCACGUGGUGAAAUAUCACAUGAUAUACCAUUUCUUACUGUAGUCUCUUCACUGAAGCGACUGAUGCGCUACAGCCUUGGAUCUGUUGCUCUGGGUUCACUUCUUGUAUCUGUCGUUGAGUGGGUGCGGUUUAUACUAGAAUGCCUCCGUCGCAAGUUGAAGCUAGUUGAUUCUGCUCGAGAAAGCUGCUUUGGAAAAGCGACGUCUUCCUCUUCUGAAUGCUGCCUGGGUUGCAUAGACUGGACUCUAAAGUCAGUAAAUCGAAAUGCCUACAUUAUGAUUGCCAUUACUGGGAAAGGUUUCUUCAAAGCUUCAGUGCUCGCAACUGGAUUAAUAAUGAAGAACAUUCUGCGCAUUGGAAAAGUCAAUGUCAUUGGGGAUGUUAUCCUCUUCCUGGGAAAACUGUGUGUGAGCCUAUUCUGUGCGCUUUUUGCCUUUCUGAUGUUAGACACCCACAAGUACAAGUCUGCACACAACAAGAUAUCAUCUCCAGUUAUCCCUGUCCUGGUAACAUGGGCCCUCGGCUAUAUAGUCGCGAAGCUUUUCUUUGCGGUGGUUGAGAUGUCGAUCGACACCAUAAUCCUCUCGUUCUGCCAGGACGCCGAAGAGCACCAGGGGAAUGCACAGUAUGCGCCCCCUGCUUUGAUGGAAACUCUGGAUGAACAGGGCGAACUGCAGAGACUAACUCAAGGGCCUUGACUGUUGUUUCCUCCUGGGCAUCCCUUCUUGGUAUGGUAGCAUGGAAACUUAGCAGCAGGCUAAUCUUUUGUUACCCCGUUCCCUUGGCGUGUGAAGAGGUUUGCCAUUUUGCUUGCUACCCUACCAAAGUUUCUUCUACAAGUCUGAAUCUGACAUGUUUUCCUGGCCCAAUUGGCAUGUGUAGGCAGCUUAUCUAAUAUAUAUAUAUAUGUGUGUGCUAUUGCUGAUACAGCGUUAGUGAAGUAGGUUGGAAUCUAUAUGAGUGAGUGACUUCAUCAUCUA
Messenger RNA from Sorghum bicolor (sorghum), 2695 nucleotides. RefSeq names its product choline transporter protein 1. Lineage: Eukaryota; Viridiplantae; Streptophyta; Magnoliopsida; Poales; Poaceae. The transcript is spliced from 10 exons. Gene Ontology annotation, molecular function: transmembrane transporter activity. Bases 296 to 2413 code for a protein of 705 amino acids. Gene Ontology annotation, cellular component: membrane. Gene Ontology annotation, biological process: transmembrane transport. The record is from RefSeq and is a predicted model, not a curated record.